AUGAUGGAUUUUGUCAUAUAUUUCAAUUCUCAUCUUCUUAAAAUAAGAAAGAUUUUAAUCUUAUGUAAUGAAGAAUUAUAUUCUCAAUAUGUUAAAGAGUUCCCUAAUGCAUUUGCUGAUAAACCAAUGGAUCCUGAACUGAUUGAAAAGAGAUUGGAGACUUUGAAUAAGAAUUCUUACUAUUGGUAUGAAUAUUUUGGAAAUUGUUUGGCUAGUUUUUUGGAUACUAUAAGAAUCUACGGUGGAACUAAACAUCGAGAAUUACUUAUUUUGAGUAAUAGAUUAGAACAAAGUUAUCCUGAAUAG
Molecule: messenger RNA, 306 nt
Organism: Hemisphaericaspora subhashii
Lineage: Eukaryota; Fungi; Ascomycota; Pichiomycetes; Serinales; Debaryomycetaceae
Exons: 1
Coding region: 1-306 (101 amino acids)
Source: RefSeq, a predicted model, not a curated record